GCAGACAACUUGAGGCUUAGGCAGGGCGGUAACUCUUGUCCUGAGUCCCGCCAGGUCCUGGAUUCCACGCGGAGUCUUGCAGCUCUGUGGCAGACAGGCGGUCCCCGCAUUCUGCGUUUCGGUCGUCAGCCCAACUCCUAGCGGAACAGAGCAAGACGGCGGCAGAGAACCAGGCCCACCAUGGCAGCGAACUAUUCCAGUACCAGCAGCAGGAAAGAACACGUCAAAGUGACUUCUGACCCCCAACCAGGCUUCCUAGAGCGACUGAGUGAGACUUCCGGCGGGAUGUUCGUGGGGCUAAUGACCUUCUUACUCUCCUUCUACUUAAUUUUCACCAACGAGGGCCGAGCACUGAAGACAGCCACCUCGCUUGCAGAGGGGCUGUCACUCGUGGUGUCCCCUGACAGCAUCCACAGUGUAGCUCCGGAGAAUGAAGGAAGACUGGUACACAUAAUCGGGGCCCUUCGGACUUCCAAGCUCUUAUCUGACCCAAAUUAUGGGGUCCAUCUACCAGCUGUGAAGUUGCGACGGCAUGUGGAGAUGUACCAGUGGGUGGAGACGGAAGAGUCCAGUGAGUACACGGAGGACGGACAGGUGAAGAAGGAGACAAAGUAUUCCUACAACACAGAGUGGAGGUCAGAAAUUGUCAACAGCAGGAACUUUGACCGAGAGAUUGGCCACAAAAACCCCAGUGCCAUGGCAGUGGAGUCUUUCACAGCGACCGCCCCCUUUGUCCAGAUUGGCAGGUUUUUCCUCUCAGCAGGCCUCAUUGACAAGAUUGACAACUUCAAGGCCCUGAGCCUGGCCAAGCUGGAAGACCCCCAUGUUGACAUCAUUCGCCGCGGAGACUUUUUCUACCAUAGUGAAAACCCUAAGUACCCAGAGGUUGGUGAUGUUCGAGUCUCCUUUUCUUAUGCGGGACUGAGCAGCGAUGACCCCGACCUGGGCCCGGCUCACGUGGUUACUGUGAUUGCCCGGCAACGAGGUGACCAACUAAUCCCAUAUUCCACCAAGUCCGGGGAAACCUUGCUGCUCCUGCACCAUGGGGACUUCUCAGCUGAGGAGGUGUUUCGUAGAGAACAGAAGAGCAAUUCCAUGAAGACAUGGGGCCUGCGGGCGGCUGGAUGGAUGGCCAUGUUUAUGGGCCUCAACCUCAUGACACGGAUCCUCUACACCCUAGUGGACUGGUUUCCUGUCUUCCGAGACCUUGUCAACAUUGGCCUGAAAGCCUUUGCCUUCUGUGUGGCCACCUCCCUGACCCUGUUGACUGUGGCUGCUGGCUGGCUCUUCUACCGACCGCUGUGGGCUGCUCUAAUCGGCUGCCUGGCUCUGGUGCCCAUUAUCAUUGCACGGACCCGGGUGCCAGCCAAAAAGCUGGAGUGAAGCCUGAGAGGCCAUGUUCCCUGUCACCUCUGCCCAGCUCAGCUGGAGCAGGCAUCUACACACCCCACUCUUCGAGGGGCCAGUGUCCACACCUGCAUGUAGGGUUUGGUGUCCUCCUUAAUGCCUUUCCCUCUCGGGCUUCAGUCCACCCAGCUGUCAGCUGACCUGCUGGUGAGGGCUCUCAGCCUUCUCACUACCCAUCCCUCAUUGCUGGAACCAAGUGCCAAGACUGCCACAACCAUCAGCUACAACUUCAACCUGAGAAAACAGACAUCACCCUCUCCUGCGGGCCACACGGCGUCAGCAGGAUACCCCAUACCCAGGCUUGGAGGCGUGCACCCCACACCAAGCCCCUGGGUAGAACCCGAUGUGGCCUGAAGAAACCCUGAAGAUCUUAUCCCAGAGGUCACUGUCACUGUGGCGGGACAGAGUGCUUCGGUAUAAGCCCUCAGGCUUCUGGUUCUUGGUUCUAUUAUGCCACUUCUCUGGUUCUUUCUAUCCCAAGAAGGAGAGUGUGAAUGGGUCACACUUGACAGUUGCUGUUACUGAAAUUAACUCUGCAGGAAUGGUGUUUCAGCGGGUGUGGCUUGACUGGUUUGAGUUCCCGAGGCCAUGGGGAAGCUUUAGCUUUGCUCUGCUUUUGAACCAGUGUUAGGGGAUUCACUGUCGUGCUGGGUUGGGAUUGUGGAGGAAGGCAUCCUCUUUAUCCCCUGCUAUCACAGACGAUCUGUUCACUUGAAGGUGAUUUUUAUCUUGUAGUCAGUGUUACAAGAAAAGGCUGGAAGCAUUUCUAUUAAGCAAGCUCAUUCACAGUGACCUCCAGGCAACUGAAGUCAAAAAUCAGGACUCGGGCUUGCUGCAGGAGGCCCACUUCUGGCCUUGACACUCCGGCCUCAAGCAGCUGCUGCAGAGUGGUUCUUUUUGCAUUUAAUGCCCAUCACUGUCCUCAUCCCAAAUAAAAUCCAUCCGUACUAAUGGACAUCGUUUCUACGUUUCCUUGCUACUGUUACACCCUUUGAAGGGAUGCUUAGCUCUGAUGUCAUCACAGAGCCUUGGUUUAUCCUGUACCUCUCAUAUCUGUUUGCAACUGGUUGCUGUAGCAACAAGAGUGUUUGGUAGCUGACCAAGGUGUCAGGAUCGCUGACCCGAGUGAUACGUAACAGUUCUUCCCAUGCCAUGUGGUGGUAUCUGCUUUUUUUCUGGAUAAACGUAUAGCCAGAGACGGCUUACUGGGUUUAAAAUGAAAACAUUCACUACUGUUCAGUGCACGCUGUACAGUCUCUUCGAAACUCCUAAGAUGGUUUGGGAAAAUACAGUGCAAUUAGUGAUGGCUAAAUACACAGUGCUUGGGAUUCAGUCUGUGUAACAUUUUCUUCUGUGUUUUUUACCAGCCAGCUCAAAAGUUAAGAGCAAAUUAUGGAAGAAUAAUUUGAUGUCUUUGAGAAACCAUGAGGUUUGUAUUCUUUGUAUUAAAAUUUGAAAUAAAUUUCUACUUAUCUUUUGGUA
Molecule: messenger RNA, 2889 nt
Organism: Mus pahari (shrew mouse)
Lineage: Eukaryota; Metazoa; Chordata; Mammalia; Rodentia; Muridae
Gene: Tmem43
Product: transmembrane protein 43
Exons: 12
Coding region: 181-1383 (400 amino acids)
Biological process (GO): nuclear membrane organization
Cellular component (GO): nuclear inner membrane
Source: RefSeq, a predicted model, not a curated record